Messenger RNA from Diceros bicornis minor, 1270 nucleotides. RefSeq names its product T-cell surface glycoprotein CD1a-like. Gene Ontology annotation, molecular function: endogenous lipid antigen binding; lipopeptide binding; exogenous lipid antigen binding. Gene Ontology annotation, cellular component: external side of plasma membrane. The record is from RefSeq and is a predicted model, not a curated record. The transcript is spliced from 6 exons. Bases 119 to 1270 code for a protein of 383 amino acids. Gene Ontology annotation, biological process: antigen processing and presentation, endogenous lipid antigen via MHC class Ib; immune response; positive regulation of T cell mediated cytotoxicity. NCBI's taxonomy places the organism in Eukaryota, Metazoa, Chordata, Mammalia, Perissodactyla, Rhinocerotidae.
AAGGUUUUCUGUUGGAAGGAGAAGGAAGUCAGAAUAGAGGUAUUGUGGGAUUGGUUUGCUUAGAACAGAAAUCAAAGACCAAGUUUUCUGAGAGAAAGAAAGAACAUCUGCAAAUGAAAUGCUGUUCCUGCAACUUCCAUUGCUAGCAGUUCUCCUCCCAGCUAGUGACAGUAAAGAUGAGUUUCAGGAGCCAGUCUCCUUCAAAAUCAUCCAGAUCUCAUCCUUUUACAACCAUUCCCGGGUACAAAAUCAAGGCUCAGGUUGGUUGGGUGAGUUGCAGACUCAUGGGUGUGAGAGCAACUCUGGCACUAUCUAUUUCCUAUGGCCAUGGUCCAAGGGCAACUUCAGCAACAAAGAGAUCAUAGAACUGGAAAAAUUAUUUCGUAUGUUCUCCGUUGGAUUUCUUCAGGCAUUUGACAACCAUGCCAGUCAAUGGAAGCUUGAAUAUCCCUUUGAGGUGCAGAUGGAAGGAGGCUGUGAGCUGUGCCAUGGCAAAGCCUCAGUAGGCUUCAUGAGGGUUGCUUAUCAAGGAUCAGAUUUCCUGAGCUUCCAGAACAAUUCAUGGUUGCCAUCUCCAAAGGGUGGAAGUAGGGCUCAGCAUGUCUGCAGACUAUUCAAUUGGGACCAAAUAACCCUGGAAAUAAUACAGAGGCUCCUCAGUGACACCUGCCCACGUUUCCUCUUGGGACUUCUUGAUGCAGGAAAGGCAGAUCUCCAGCGACAAGUAAGGCCAGAUGCCUGGCUGUCCACCGGCCCCAGUCCAGGUCCUGGCCGUCUGAUGCUGGUUUGUCAUGUCUCUGGCUUCCACCCAAAGCCUAUUUGGGUGAUGUGGAUUCGGGGUGAGCAGGAGCAUCUGUGUACUCAGCGAGGUGAUGUCUUGCCCAAUGCGGAUGGGACAUGGUAUCUUCGGAAGUCUUUAGAUGUCGAGGCCACUGAGGUCGCUGGCCUGUCUUGCCAUGUGAGGCACGGCAGUCUAGGAGGCCAGGAUAUCAUCCUCUACUGGGAACAUCGCAACUCCGUGGGCUUGAUCUUCUUGGCAGUGCUAGUGCCCCUGGUGCUUCUGACAGGUCUUGCAUUUUGGCUUAGGAAGUGCUGUCUGGCCAAUGAAGUGUACAACUUCUGCAAAGUUGAUCUGAAGCAGUGUGAGGUAGAUGUUUGCAGCUUCCUCAUAGCUCCUUAUUGCCAGCAAAAAUGUGGAUUUGAUGGAAGGACCUCUGGCAACCAUCUCAGAGUAUGGGAUGGCCUUUGGAAUGAGGACCAAGCAUGCUAA